CCUCGGCCCCCGCAAGUCUUUGCUCUGAGGGGCAGGCAGGACAGGCUGAAAAUAGGAACUGCUGUCCAAAAGAGAAAGGGGAUGACUCCAGCAGAGCACCCCACUCCUUUGAAGAGCUCAGAGGAAGAUGUCGGCCCAGUCCCUUCCUGCAGCAGCAGCCCCUACCCAGAAGCCCCCCCGAAUCAUCCGCCCCCGUCCUCCUUCUCGCCCCAGGGCUGCCCAAUCCCCAGGGCCUCCUCACAAUGGCUCUUCUCCACGAGAACUUUCUCGAACCUCCAAUGAUGUACCAACCCCAAUGUGCACCCCUAUCUUCUGGGAGCCCCCAGCCACAUCCCUUAAGCCCCCUGCCCUUCUGCCCCCUUCAGCUUCUAGAACCAGCCUCGACUCUCAGACUUCUCCAGACUCACCUUCCAGCACCCCCAGUCCUGUGUCCAGGCGCUCCGUCUCCCCAGAACCUGCGCGCCGGUCUCCAGUGCCCCCACCCAAGCCCUCUGGGUCACCCCGCACACCUCUGCCUCUGCUCCCCACGGCCGGGAGCCUGGCCCAGGGUGGCUCUGCCUCAGCCCCAGGGACUGUGCGGAGACUGGCUGGCAAGUUCGAAUGGGGGACUGAAGGCAGGACCCCAGCUACAGACGCCCUGGAGCCAGGUCCCCAAGGAGGAGCUAACGUGAACGGCGAGAAAGAAGCUCUCCAGGGUACCCUCUCUGGGACUGGGUCCCAGGAGAACGGUGCUCCGGAUGCUGCCCUCUCCUGCCCUCCUGGCUGCCCCUGUGUCUGCCAUGUCACCAGGCCUGGCCUGGAGCUCCGAUGGGUGCCUGUGGGGGGCUGUGAGGAUGGUCUCAGAGCCCCUUGCAGGGCCUCCCCACUGCGGGCCUCUCGCUCCCGCCCCAACCCUCCAAGCAUCAGUCACCCUCCAGUUGUCCUCACAUCCUACCGUUCCACUGCCGAGCACAAACUACUGCCACCACUGAAGCCCCCCAAACCAACUCGAGUCAGGCAGGAUACUACCAUCUCUGGGGACUCCUCCCCACAACCAGAUCUCGAUCUGCCUUCUGAAGAUGGAAUCCAAACAGGGGACAGCCCUGAUGGAGCUCCUCAGAACCCUCCCCCAGCAACCAUGGAGGGAAGGGAGGAGGAGGGGCUGAAGGAGCAGAACUGGGAGCUGCCCCUGCAGGAUGAACCUCUAUACCAGACCUACCGAGCAGCCGUGCUGUCAGAGGAGCUGUGGGGCCUUGGGGAGCAUGGGGGUCCCUCUCCAGCAAGCCCUGGAGAAGCUCCCACCUUCACACGGCCCCCUGGACCUCGCAACACCCUAUGGCAGGAGCUCCCAGCUGUGCAAGCCAGCGGCCUCCUGGACACCCUCAGCCCUCAGGAGAGGCGCAUGCAGGAGAGCCUGUUCGAGGUGGUGACCUCAGAGGCCUCCUACCUGCGCUCCCUCCGGCUGCUGACGGACACCUUUGUGCUGAGUCAGGCGCUCCGGGACACGCUGACCCCUCGGGAUCACCACACGCUCUUCUCCAAUGUGCAGCGAGUCCAGGGAGUCAGCGAGCGGUUUCUAGGGACGUUACUGUCCCGCGUGCGCUCUUCCCCCCACAUCAGCGACCUGUGCGAUGUGGUGCACGCCCAUGCUGUGGGGCCCUUCUCAGUGUAUGUGGAUUAUGUGCGGAACCAGCAGUAUCAGGAGGAGACCUACAGCCGCCUUAUGGACACGAACAUGCGUUUCUCCGCGGAGCUGCGUCGGCUGCAGAGCCUGCCCAAGUGUGAGCGUCUCCCGCUGCCGUCCUUCCUGCUGCUGCCCUUUCAACGCAUCACCCGGCUCCGCAUGCUGCUGCAGAAUAUCCUGCACCAGACAGAGGAGGGGUCCAGCCGCCAGGAGAAUGCCCAAAAGGCCCUGAAUGCUGUCAGCAAGAUCAUUGAGAGAUGCAGCGCGGAGGUGGGGCGCAUGAAGCAGACUGAGGAGCUGAUCCGGCUCACCCAAAGGCUGCGAUUCCACAAAGUGAAGGCUCUGCCCCUGGUCUCGUGGUCCAGGCGUCUGGAAUUGCAGGGGGAGCUGACUGAGCUAGGGUGCCGGAGAGGGGGCGUUCUCUUUACCUCCCGCCCCCGCUUCACUCCCCUCUGCCUGCUGCUCUUUAGUGAUCUGCUGCUCAUCACCCAGCCCAAGAGUGGGCAGCGACUACAGGUUCUGGACUACGCCCAUCGCUCCCUGGUCCAAGCCCAGCAGGUUCCAGACCCAUCUGGACCCCCUACAUUCCGCCUUUCUCUUCUUAGCAACCACCAGGGUCGACCCACGCACAGGCUACUCCAAGCUUCCUCCCUGUCAGACAUGCAGCGCUGGCUGGGCGCCUUCCCCACCCCAGGCCCCCUUCCCUGCUCCCCCGACACCAUAUAUGAGGACUGUGAGUGUUCUCAGGAACUGUGUUCAGAGCCGUCUACACCUGACAAAACUGAGAGCCGAAGUCUGGAGUCCAGUGCCCCCCUGAAGCAUCUGCACAAGAACCCUGAAGGUGAGAGAGUCUUUCAUGUAUUCUCCCCCCCACACCACCACCACCCAGAGGGUACAUACAGUCACCAGAGACAGAGAAAGAGGGAGAAAACACGAAAAAUAUGCCCCAACAGGACGUUGUCACACCACAGACCCUUCUCCUCCACUUUUCCAUCCUGUUACGGAUAUGGGGCACACAUGCACAUGCACCCAACCACCUAGGGCUGGGGUUUGAUCUGAGGUAGGCUAUGUGAGAUCUGGCUCCUAUAACUACCAGACCCCAGGCUAAUCUGUCAAUACAUACUCUUUCUUUUUAUUU
Messenger RNA from Tupaia belangeri chinensis (Chinese tree shrew), 2801 nucleotides. RefSeq names its product Rho guanine nucleotide exchange factor 15 (gene ARHGEF15). NCBI's taxonomy places the organism in Eukaryota, Metazoa, Chordata, Mammalia, Scandentia, Tupaiidae. Gene Ontology annotation, molecular function: guanyl-nucleotide exchange factor activity. Gene Ontology annotation, biological process: activation of GTPase activity. The record is from RefSeq and is a predicted model, not a curated record. The coding region runs from base 128 to 2704 and encodes 858 amino acids. The transcript is spliced from 15 exons.